GCUUCAGACUGUGCUGGGGUCUGUGGGAGCUGCGCGAGCUGCCGAGCUCAGUCCGGCUAGCUGGUUAGUGAGUGAAGCCUGGUGUUUAGUGCGCUCGAGCUUUAGAAGAGACACGCGGACUGUGUAUUUACAGUAUAUUUACAGCUCUCAGGCGCUCGAACAGAAGGAAGCGCGGGAAAACGCGCGCGACACGACAUGCACGAGCCCGAGUCGACACACGGCGCUGAAGUGCGCGCGCAGACACCCGGAGACACCCAGCGCCGCGAGACACCAGCAACGGCGGGAAAACACGGGAUAACGAUGCCCUGAGGGAUCUACCUGCAUUCUGGCACAGACUGAUCUGAAAGGCAGGCAGGAAAUGGGGAUUUUACUCUUCUUGCUCUUCUUUGCACUAUUUGGAGAUGGCACCCAUCCCACAAGUCUGGGCACGCUGGUCAAGGCUCAGGCCACUGAGCGCCGGGUCUUGGCCCACAUCCCUGGCGACAUCAUCAUCGGGGCACUGUUUUCGGUGCACCACCAGCCGCCAGCGGAUAAAGUCCACGAGCGCAAAUGUGGUGCCGUCCGUGAGCAGUACGGCAUCCAGCGUGUGGAGGCCAUGAUGCACACGCUGGACCGCAUCAAUGCCGACACCAACAUCCUGCCCAAUAUCACUCUGGGGUGCGAGAUCCGUGACUCCUGCUGGCACUCGGCUGUUGCUCUAGAGCAGAGCAUUGAAUUCAUACGCGACACACUGGUCUCGGCUGAGGAGGAGGAGAGCAUGUCCAAGUGUGCGGCUGAUGGUGUCGGAAUGCCCAUGAAAGGGAAGAAGCCCAUAGUGGGUCUCAUUGGACCUGGGUCUAGCUCAGUGGCCAUCCAGGUCCAGAACCUUCUCCAGCUCUUCAACAUCCCUCAGAUCGCCUACUCUGCCACCAGCAUGGACCUCAGCGACAAGUCCCUGUAUAAGUACUUCAUGAGGGUGGUGCCUUCGGAUGCUCAGCAGGCCAGAGCCAUGGUGGACAUCGUCAAAAGAUACAACUGGACCUACGUCUCGGCCAUACACACUGAGGGAAACUAUGGCGAGAGCGGAAUGGAAGCCUUCAAAGACAUGGCAGCUAAGGAGGGGAUCUGCAUUGCACAUUCUGAUAAAAUCUACAGUAACGCCGGGGAGCAGAGCUUCGACCGGCUGCUGGAGAAACUGCGCAGCCACCUGCCCAAAGCACGCGUUGUGGCCUGCUUCUGCGAGGGAAUGACCGUGCGAGGCAUCCUAAUGGCCAUGAGACGCCGCCGCCUUGUGGGAGAGUUCCUAUUGGUUGGCAGUGAUGGCUGGGCUGAUCGCUAUGAUGUAACAGAUGGCUAUCAGAGAGAGGCAGAAGGUGGCAUCACCAUCAAACUACAGUCUGCUUACGUCACUUGGUUCGAUGACUACUACCUGAAACUGCAGCCAGACACAAAUCAGCGGAACCCCUGGUUUGUUGAGUUUUGGCAACAUCGCUUCCAGUGUCGGCUCAAAGGACACCCCCAGGAGAACACCAAAUACAACCGCACCUGCACCAAAAAAGAAUCUCUCGGGCAUCACUACGCUCAGGAUACUAAGAUGGGCUUCGUCAUCAACGCCAUCUACAGCAUGGCCUAUGGUCUCCAUGCCAUGCAGAAAACACUGUGUCCAGGCUACAAGGGCCUGUGUGAGGCCAUGAGACCCAUCGAUGGCCGCAAGCUCCUGGAGUUCCUCAUGAGGACCAAUUUCACUGGAGUAUCGGGAGAAGUGGUGCUGUUUGAUGAGAACGGGGACUCCCCUGGGAGGUACGAGAUCAUGAACUUUAAGCAGAUGAGUGAGGAAGACUAUAGCUACAUCCAUGUGGGCAGCUGGGAUAACAGUGGACUGAAGAUGAACGAUGAGGAGAUUUGGGCCAACAACAGUGCGAUCAUUCGCUCCGUCUGCAGUGAACCCUGCGAGAAAGCCCAGAUUAAGGUGAUCCGGAAGGGUGAGGUGAGCUGCUGCUGGACCUGUACUCCUUGUAAAGAUAACGAGUAUGUUUUUGAUGAGUACACCUGCCGAGCCUGUGAGUUAGGAUCCUGGCCAACAGAUGACCUCACAGGGUGUGAGCCCAUCCCAGUGCAGUACCUACUGUGGGGAGACCCUGAGCCCAUCGCCGCUGUGGUCUUUGCUUGCCUCGGCCUCUUGGCUACCAUCUUCGUGAUGCUCAUCUUCGUGAGGUUCCACGAUACGCCUGUAGUGAAGUCCUCCAGCAGGGAACUUUGCUUCAUCAUCUUGGCUGGCAUCUGUUUGGGCUACCUCUGCACCUUCUGCCUCAUCGCAAAGCCCCAUGUGGUUUACUGCUACCUACAGAGACUGGGCAUUGGCCUCUCCCCUGCCAUGAGCUACUCGGCUCUGGUCACCAAGACCAACCGCAUUGCCCGGAUCCUGGCUGGCAGCAAGAAGAAGAUCUGCACCAAGAAGCCUCGUUUCAUGAGUGCCUGUGCCCAACUGGUGAUAGCUUUCAUCCUCAUCUUUCUCCAGCUGGCCAUUAUCGUGGCCCUGUUCAUCAUGGAGCCGCCUCAGGUGAUCUACGACUACCCGUCCAUCCGCGAGGUCCACCUCAUCUGCAACACCACCACACUGGGGGUGGUGGCACCAUUGGGCUACAACGGGCUGCUCAUCCUCAGCUGCACCUUCUACGCCUUCAAAACGCGAAAUGUACCUGCCAACUUCAACGAGGCCAAGUACAUCGCCUUCACCAUGUACACCACCUGCAUCAUCUGGCUGGCCUUCGUACCCAUCUACUUUGGCUCCAACUACAAGAUUAUCACCAUGUGCUUCUCGGUCAGCCUCAGCGCCACCACAGCCCUGUGCUGCAUGUUCGCCCCGAAGGUCUACAUCAUGCUGGCCAAGCCGGAGCGCAACGUGCGGAGCGCGUUCACCACCUCCACCGUGGUGAGGAUGCACGUGGGCGACGGAAAGUCUGCAUCAGCUGCCAGUCGCUCCAGCAGCUUGGCCAACCUAUGGAGACGCCGUGGCUCUGGGACAGACAACGUCAGCUCUAAUGGAAAAACGGUUACCUGGGCACAAAACGAGAGAGGCCACCGGCCGAACCUGUGGAAACGCAUCUCUAUUCACAUCAAGAAAAAGGAGGAGAGCAACCAGACAGCUAUCAUCAAACCCUUCUCCAAGGGAUGCGAUGCCCCUCCAGACACAGGGGUGAAGGCGUCCUACGAGAGGCCUCAGAGCGCCCCACGAUACCCUGUGACCUACCGCCCUCGCACACCCUCCCCUCUGCCCACCGUGUGCCAGCGAGGGUCAGUGCAGCGAUGCUGUGAGGACGAGGAAGCUGCCAGAGAUCGCAAAAGAGAAGAGUCCGUCAGAGAGCGGCAGCCGCCGGUGGUAGCCUUGCCCACGUACCUCACCGAAAGGUCACAACGAAGCGGACCGCAACAGACGUCCAUCAUGGAUCAGAUCACCUGUGUGGUGAACCGCUUCACGGCCAACAUCAGCGAGCUCAACAGCAUGAUGCUGCCGACCAACUCGCCUCCGGGUUCGUCCCUUAACAACUCCGGCCCCAGCUCACCCACCUUCAGGCUGCUCCCCCGAGAAAUCCCACAGAUUUCCACCACAGUGACCACCUACGCAGAAGUGGUGGCUGCAGCCAACGCCACUCCGCACUCUGCAGUGGGCAUCACCGGAGGCAUAAUCACCGGCGGGAGUAGCCGGGGAUCUCCCGCUAGUCUCUCCGAGAGCACCUAUGACUCUUCGUCACAGGUGAGGACCACUGAACUGGAGGAGCUGGCCGCCCUCACGCCCCCAUCCCCAUUUAGGGACUCCUCAAUGGGUUCGGCCAGCGACUCCCCGACCUCGCCAGACUCCGAGCUGGCCCUGUGUCAGCCUUGCUCCCCAAAGUACGACCGACUGAUGCUGCGCAACUACAGCCAGAGCUCCUCCUCGCUGUAAACACCUCACCCCAAGGGUCCUCCUCUUAAAGAAGUGGAAGGAUGAGGGCAUUCUGAACACUAGUCUAGGUUGAGACUAAUUUUGAUUUUGAUUUUGAAUCUGAUUCGCUUUUUGUCUGGUUCCAAAGUAAGUUUGGACUUUGGAAGUUUGGACACUUUGCUGCAGGAUUUGCAAGAACAAGAACUUGGAAUGAAUACAAUGGAAAAUUGUCUAAACUUCAAAUGUAAGUGCUUGUGGUCUCUUAAACACAAUGGCACCCAGAAAAAGGAAAGUAUGGUCUUGUAAUGGAACAUUUCCUUAUUGAUGAGCGUAAGUAACUAAGAGGAAAUACAGUGCUCCACAAAGUUUACAUACAUGACUGAAAAUAUUCCUGAAGACAAAUGUGUAUGUGUAUAAUCUGACUGAAUAAGGGAAAACUAUGGUGUGAAACAACACCUGGAGGUGUUUCUUUGGACCUCAGUGAACUGUGGAUUCAGACGAUAUCCUGUGCUCGACCUUCAGCCAGUGACACAUUCCAACGAUGUCAAUCAACUGAGAUUUUUAAGACAAAAAUCCACACGUUAAAACAGAGGCAUUUGUCGUUUGUACGCAAGGCUGUCCGCUGGCUAUGAAAGUUGCACAAUCAUCUACAUACAAUCAUCAACGGCAAACAUCGAAUGUAGAUUUUUAGGUAGUAUGGGACCAAAUCUUCUCUUAGAAGGAAUGUUUGAUAGCAGUGUUUGUCUUUUGCGACUUUUUUUUUCUUUUUCAUUUUACACGUGACGGUGUUUCAUGAUAAAUAUAAAUACAAUUAAAUUUCCAAUUUCUUAAAAAAAAAAUCAUCUAGUGAGCCAAAUUGUUAUUGAAAUGAUCUGAAAGAUCUAAAUCUAAAUUGCCUUUUUUGCUAUUUACACAAUUAUUAACCCUUAAGAGCCCAGACCCAUUUCUGAAUAUUGAUAUCAAGUUCAAACUCAAAUAAGAUAAAUGUACUGAGCAGCUCAUUUAUGUUUAUUUUUUAUUGUGGGCACAUGAGUGUAAAUAUUUUAAGGUUAAAAUCAUGAUGUAACAUAAAAAACACAAAGAUACAAAAUUUGUAUCUGUAUUUUACUGUUUUGUACUAUAAAUCAGGACAGAGCUAGUUAUAUAGAACAUAAAACAUUAAUUAAAGCUUUUGAAUCAUUACAAGAUUUGGAACAGAGCUGUAAAAGCAAAUAAUACACUUCUAAAAGAAGCUAGUUUUAUCUCCAGCACUAACUCAGCACACCUAUAUUUUGAAUUGUGAUUACUGUGGAAAAGUAUUUGCCCUCCAGAUUUUUUUAAGCUGUUGUGUUUUUGCCACACAUCAUGGUUUCACAUAUUCAAACACAUUUUAAUUGAAGACAACCUAAACAAAAACAACAUACAUUUUUCUAAUUAACAUUUCAUGUAUUGAAGGGAGGCCAACUGGUCCUGUGUGAAAACCUACAGUCAUUAGCCUAAUAGUUUUUUAAUUAAGUAAAUAACCAAAUUUGGUAAUUUGGUAGUGGAUAAUUGGGUAAAUUUAGUUAGACACUCGCAUUACAGAAAUUCUGAAAAAUUGGGCUACAGUUACUUCACAGUUUUGUAAUAAGACUAAUCUCCAUUCAUACCAACCAUUUGUUUCGAGAUAUUGCAUAUUAAUAUAGCUAUUAAGGUAAUACAAUGUAAUAAAUGCCUUUUUAAAUGGGUGAUAAUGGUGCUGAAAAAAAAAAUGUUCCUUCUGGUUUUGCAUUUCCUCGUGUUUCUCUGGCCUUAUAUUACAUUUGUAAUAUGUUUAAGGAUAUGAAACUGUUUUGCGUGCCAAAUAUGAGGAAAUACAGAAAACUAGGAGAAUUAAGUAUUUCAGUCCUGUAGUCAUCCUGAAAGUUAGGUGCAGUCAUAUUUAAAAUGAAAGAUUCCAGUGCAUUUUAGAGAUUAUAUGUGUAAAUCAAUACCACUUUAAAAUAAGACUACCUUUAGUUUAUUAAUGGGUACUUAUUAGGUUGUAAAUCAGUUAUAACACAUACAUAGAAAGGGCAACAGUAUAGAUGGCUGUGGGUGCACUAUUUGGCAAACAACAGGUCAUUGUUGCCAUUUUUACGCAUGUGUUAUAACUGAUUAUUAAUGAUUUUUAAGGCAUAAUUAGUAACUAUUAAUAAACUAAUUGUAAUUAACCAUUUAUAAACCCUUUAUAAAGGUAGUCUUAUUUUAAAGUGGUACCCUGUAAAUCAUAUGUGAUCAUUGCUUGUUUACAGUUGAUAUAAAGAUAAAUUUGUGCCAACUGCAUUAAAGAGAGAAGUGAAGAUGUUUUCUAUAGGUUCAGUUUAUUAAGGAUGUCCCAGUAGAUUGGUUAUGUGAUGUGCAGUAUAUACAGAAAGCAAUACUUAUGAAUGUAAGGCGUAGUGAACUAAUGCAGACAUACAGACGCUCAUGCAGUCAUCUCAUGUGCUCAUUCUUCUCAUCUUAUUCUCUUUAGGUAUCAUUUUAAAACCAACUGGUGUGCAAUGUUCUUUCCAAGUGUGGAUCAGUCAGAUUACCUCUUGUAUCAACACAGAAUAUUGUUUUAUUAAUAUAUAUAUCGUCGCUGUCCAAUGAAAAACACUUAUCUCCAAAACAGCAACUUUACAGGAGAGGGAAAAAACCUUGUAAACUUUCAUUGGAAGUCAAUGUAAAAACAGUUUAUUUCAGGUAAUUUUGAAGAGUUUCUAUUGGUCCGUUCAUCAAGAAAUUUUGACACAGUGUAAAAGACAGUUUGUCUGUUCAAAUUAUGUACUAAACUGAAAAUCGACAAAAAUUGAGAUAGGUGUUUUUCAUAGGACAGCGACGAUAUAUAUAUAUAUAUAUAUAUAUAUAUAUAUAU
Molecule: messenger RNA, 6758 nt
Organism: Astyanax mexicanus (Mexican tetra)
Lineage: Eukaryota; Metazoa; Chordata; Actinopteri; Characiformes; Acestrorhamphidae
Gene: grm5a
Product: glutamate receptor, metabotropic 5a
Exons: 9
Coding region: 359-3922 (1187 amino acids)
Biological process (GO): trans-synaptic signaling by endocannabinoid, modulating synaptic transmission; regulation of synaptic transmission, glutamatergic; G protein-coupled glutamate receptor signaling pathway
Cellular component (GO): postsynaptic density membrane
Molecular function (GO): G protein-coupled receptor activity involved in regulation of postsynaptic membrane potential; adenylate cyclase inhibiting G protein-coupled glutamate receptor activity
Source: RefSeq, a predicted model, not a curated record